AUGUCUCAACAGCUCACCUCCGCCUCGACGGCGCUCUUGCGCGCCUGCGCCCGUCAGCAACUGCCCACCAACGUCGCCCGCUCCGCCAUUGCCGCUGGCCAACAACGAGGUGUUGCUGCCAAAUCGUCCUUUGAGAGUCCUUUCGGCCGUUCCGAGGAGACCGACACCCUGAAGAUCCCCAACUUCAAGAAGUACACGUCCAAGGUCUCGCCCACGACGAACAAGGUCUUUUCGUACUUUGUGGCCGGAACAAUGGGUCUUGGUUCCGCCGUUGGAGCAAAGGCCACCGUCCAAGACUUCCUCGUCAACAUGUCCGCCUCUGCUGACGUCCUGGCUCAAGCUAAGGUCGAAGUUGCUCUAGGAGCCAUCCCCGAGGGCAAGAACGUUAUUAUCAAAUGGCGUGGCAAGCCCGUCUUCAUCCGCCACCGUACUGGAAGUGAGAUUGAAGAAGCCAAUAACAUCGAUAUCCAAUCGCUCCGGGAUCCUCAAGCCGAUGAGGAUCGUGUGCAGAAGCCUGAAUGGCUGAUUAUGCUUGGCGUCUGCACUCACCUUGGAUGUGUGCCUAUCGGUGAAGCCGGUGACUUCGGUGGUUGGUUCUGCCCAUGCCACGGAUCCCAUUACGAUAUUUCUGGCCGUAUUCGCAAGGGACCUGCUCCUCUGAACCUUGAAGUUCCCUCGUACAGCUUCCCCGACGAUGACACUCUUGUGAUCGGUUAG
Molecule: messenger RNA, 717 nt
Organism: Talaromyces atroroseus
Lineage: Eukaryota; Fungi; Ascomycota; Eurotiomycetes; Eurotiales; Trichocomaceae
Product: Cytochrome b-c1 complex subunit Rieske, mitochondrial
Exons: 4
Coding region: 1-717 (238 amino acids)
Biological process (GO): mitochondrial electron transport, ubiquinol to cytochrome c
Cellular component (GO): membrane
Molecular function (GO): quinol-cytochrome-c reductase activity; 2 iron, 2 sulfur cluster binding
Source: RefSeq, a predicted model, not a curated record